AUGCCAUUUGUACCACAAGAAUCCACAGUGCUGACAUUUUCGCUUCUUUUGGUGGUUAUGAUCAUAUCCACCAGCAACACUUGCGCAUGGACAACACAAGACUUGCCCACACCAUUCACCACUCGAAAUUGUCCCCUUCUGAACCGAACACGACAAAUUGCUUCCUCUUUCUACGGACUCAACAAUAGUUCCGCCACUACUUCUCUCUUCAAUUACACACAAGAUAUGAUUCAAAAUUAUGAGUUGUAUCAUUGUGAUGCGGUGUUCAACACACAAUUUAAUGAUACGGCCAUUGAAGGAAUCAAAAUCUUUGAUUAUACCUACACGAUUGUGGACGUGACUCUCUCGCAACAAACAUCUUAUUGUCAAUACAUUCUCAAUUCAAGAGAGUUGUUCGCUCAAACACUUCAGCUCUUUCCUCAUUUCAAUAACGCCACUCUGAUGAAAGCGCUCUUCAUUCCAUAUUUGGAAACUCUAAUGAUGGAUCAACAAAGAAACUAUUCAAUCCAACGAACAUUCUAUACAAAAGGAUUUACCAACAAGUAUUCAGUUUCGUCAAAUAACGUUUUGAAUUUACAAGAAUUGGUGAAUGCAUUCAACUUCUUUUUAUUUUGUAAUCAAUCCAAUCCAUAUUUUGAAAUAUUCCAUACUCAAACACUUCCAAUGAUCGCUUCAUUGAGUGAAUAUACAUAA
Messenger RNA from Naegleria fowleri, 693 nucleotides. RefSeq lists its product as uncharacterized. Lineage: Eukaryota; Heterolobosea; Eutetramitea; Acrasida; Naegleriidae. The transcript has a single exon. The record is from RefSeq and is a predicted model, not a curated record. Bases 1 to 693 code for a protein of 230 amino acids.